AUGGGAGAGAAUCCUCCUCAACCAUUGUUAAGAGACUAUGACCACCCCAACGCAUUCCAACUUCGGAGUGGCAUACGUCUUCCCACCACGAAUGCAAACAACUUUGAGCUUUCACCUCAACUCAUCCGCCUGAUUCAAAGCGAUCAAUUUGGGGGUAGUCCUUAUGAGUGUCCUUUUUCUCAUUUGGACAACUUUCUUGAAUUGUGUACAACUAUCAAGAAAAACAACAUUUUGGAAGAGUUUAUUCGGAUGCACAUGUUUCAAUUCUCCCUUCGAGACAAAGCAAAGCAUUGGUUGAGAACGGUUGAAGAGGGAUCGUUGAGUACUUGGGAUGAGGUGACUAGAGCUUUUCUUGGGAAGUAUUGCCCUCCCGAGAAAACCGCUGAAUUAAGACGGAAGAUCACAAACUUCAACCAAGAGGUUGAUGAAACUUUGAGUGAAGCAUGGGAGCGGUUCAAAGAUUAUACUAGAGCAUGCCCUCACCACGGUUUCACCUCAUUGAUCAUAGUGCAAAGCUUCUAUGAUGGUCUUACUCCUACCUCAAGGGCCAACCUUGAUUCGGGAGUCGGAGGUAGCCUUAAAAAGCUAUCGGUUGACGAGGCCUACAAAAUGAUUGAGGAAGUGGCUAAGCAUUAUGCUUAUGGAGGUGAUAAAUGGCAAGGUCAACCCAAGAAGGGCGGUAAGCAUGAUCUUGAAGCAAUAGAUCUUAUUGCUUCAAAGGUUGAUAUGUUAGCUCGAAAGCUAGAUCAAGUGAACAAUGUGCCUGGUAGCUCAUCCCCUCAAGUCAUGUCUUGUGAGACUUGUGGAGGAAAUGACCACUUGGCAUCCUAUUGCAACACUACAACGGAGCAUGUGGCUUCACUUGGUAGGAAUGAUCCUUACUCCCAAACUUUUAACCAAGGUUGGAAACAACAUCCAAAUUUUGGGUGGAAACAACCCAAUCAAGCUCCCCCUCCUCAAAACAAUUACAACCAAGCUCCUCCUUACAAUCAACCCCCUCCACAACAACAAGCUCCCUAUCGCCACCCCAAUCAAAGAGACAAUGUCCAACAAAGACCCCAAUACAAUCAAGCCCCUCCUCCUCCAAAAUCCAACAUUGAAUCCGUUUUGGAAACCUUCAUGACCCAACAAAUCAAGAUCAAUGGGGAAGUUAGUAGCUCAAUUCAACAACUCCAAGCACACAACAAGAUGAUUGAAAGUCAAUUAUCUCAAAUUGCACAACAAGUUGGGUGCACCUCUAACCCCGGUGGUCAAUUUCCAAGCACAACGGUAAUGAAUCCAAAAGAGCAAGCGAAAUCAAUCACCUUGAUUAUGGAAGGGGGGUAUGAAACUCCAAUUAUGAAAGAAAAUGUUGCCAAAAAGGGAGAUGAGGGAGAUAGUUGGGUAGAUGAAAGUGAGUUUGAAAAUGAAGUGAGUGAGGAGGCGAGAGGAAGGUCAAAAAUGAGUGAUGAGGGUGCCUCAAAGAGAGAUGAGGGAGAAGUGAAGAGUCAAGCUCCAUUGAGAGCAUAUGAGCCUCAUAUUCCAUUCCCUCAUAGAAUGAUAGAGAAGAAGCUAAGUGAGAAACUUUCUAAGUUCCUUGAUGAAAUGGAAGGACUUCAAUCAAACAUUCCACUUCUCCAUGCUUUGUCUCAAAUGCCUACAUAUGCAAAGUUUUUGAAAAAUAUUCUUUCUAACAAGAGUAGGCUUGAGGAGAGUGAUUCUGUCUCUCUUCCAACGGAGAUAAGUGCUAUUACUCAAAAUGAGCUUCCCGAGAAGUUUGGUGACCCCGGUAGUUUUGCUAUACCGGUUAAGGUUGGAGAUCUUGAAUCAACAAAUGCUUUACUAGCCGACCGCUCGGUUAAAGUUCCAUUGGGAGUCUUGAAGGACAUCCCAAUUCAAGUGGGGAAGGUUCUUGUGCCUUGUGAUUUUGUAAUCAUGGAGAUGGAUGAGGAUUUCAAAAUUCCUCUCAUAUUGGGUAGGCCCUUUUUGAAAACCGCGGGUGUUAAUAUUAACAUGAAACAAGGGCGGCUUACCUUACAUGUUGGGCAUGAAAGAAUCUCUUUCACAUUUCCGGAAACGUUGAAUGACCCCAUGGUUAAACAAGUUCAUCGGGUUGAUGUUUUGGUUAAUAUUUUGAAAGAAGACAUGGAGGAGUCACAAGAUGAAUCGACUCAUGCUCCGGAGGUGAAAAAGCAAUAG
This is a messenger RNA of Chenopodium quinoa (quinoa), 2178 nucleotides long. RefSeq lists its product as uncharacterized. Lineage: Eukaryota; Viridiplantae; Streptophyta; Magnoliopsida; Caryophyllales; Amaranthaceae. The transcript is spliced from 2 exons. The record is from RefSeq and is a predicted model, not a curated record. The coding region runs from base 1 to 2178 and encodes 725 amino acids.